UGCAGCGGCCGGACAGGGGUCGCCCUGGGGCUCUGAGGCCUGUCCUGAUCCAUAAGGCCCUGCGCAGGCCCAGGACCAUGGCCUUGCAGACUGCUCUACCUCCCCCAGGGUCCCGCAGGACCCCCACCCACAUCCUGCUCCUGCUUCUCAGCCUUGGGUGGGGGCUCCCUUCCGGGGUCCAGGCUGCAGACCCGAGACCGGGUGUCAUGACCCCCUGGCUGCAACGCACCUCCCGGGACCCGUCUCGGCAGGGGCCCGAGCGGACGGCUGUCCUCCCGAGGGACCGGCGGGACACACAGAACAAGGCCUGCCCCCCCGCGCGCAGGGCCCCUGUGCUGGACGAAAACCUUGUCUUCUACGAGCCCUGGGAGCUGGCGGCCUGUGUGGACGGGGCCCUGCUGGCCGCUCACAUGGGCCGGGUGAACACUCUGCCCUUCACCUACCAGCAGCUGGGUGUUUUCAAGCGCAAAUUGGACGAGCUCUAUCCACAGGGCUACCCCGAGUCCCUGGUCCGGGACCUCAGGUACUUCUUCCUCGAGCUCACCCCCGAGGACAUCCACAAGUGGAACGUGACAUCCCUGGAAACCGUGCAGUCUCUUCUUAAAGUCAGCAGUGGGCGCGAGAUGGAUGCUCAGGUGGCUGCCCUGAUUGCCCGCUAUGUGGCGGGAGGGGGGCAGCUGGACAAGGCCACCCUGGACGCGCUGGCAGCUUUCCAUCCGACAUACCUGUGCUUCCUCAGUCCUGAGCAGCUGGGCUCAGUGCCACACAGCGUCGUCUGGGCGGCCAGGCCCCAGGACCUGGAUGCAUGCGGCCCGGUGCACAUGGACAUUCUCUACCCCAAGGCCCGAGAUGCCUUCCAGAACAUAAGCGGGUCUGCAUACUUUGAGAGGAUCAAGCCCUACCUGGGUGGGGCCCCCACGGAAGACCUGCGGGCUCUCAGUCGUCAUAACAUAAGCAUGGACGUGCCCACAUUCAGAACGCUGCGGCCCAAGGCAGUGCAACCGCUGACCGUUGCCGAGGUGCAAAACCUUCUGGGUCCAAACCUGGUGGGCCUGAAGGCGGCGCAGGAGAGCAGCCCGGUGCGGGAUUGGAUCUUACGGCAGCGGCAGGAUGACCUGGACAGUCUGGGCCUGGGGCUCCAGGGUGGCAUCCCCAACGGCUACCUGGUCGUGGACCUCAGCUUCCGAGAGGCCCUCUCAGGGGGCGCCCGCCUGCUGGGACCCGGACCUGUGCUCUCUGCGGUCCCAACUCUGCUGUGGGCUUUGGUCCCCAACUGAACCCGCUGCUCUGGGUGCCGGACCUGCCCUGCUGUGAGGCCCCACCUGGCCAGAGCGGCCGGGUGCUCCGUCGCCUCCCCCAAGGGGACUGGGGUUCAAUAAAAGGACGCUUUCCUUUCCUGCA
Messenger RNA from Hyaena hyaena (striped hyena), 1401 nucleotides. Its product is annotated as mesothelin-like. Gene Ontology annotation, cellular component: cell surface. Bases 78 to 1277 code for a protein of 399 amino acids. The transcript has 11 exons. Lineage: Eukaryota; Metazoa; Chordata; Mammalia; Carnivora; Hyaenidae. Gene Ontology annotation, biological process: cell-matrix adhesion. The record is from RefSeq and is a predicted model, not a curated record.